Parnassius mnemosyne (clouded apollo) is the source of this 417-nucleotide messenger RNA. The record is from the annotation of a GenBank genome assembly. NCBI's taxonomy places the organism in Eukaryota, Metazoa, Arthropoda, Insecta, Lepidoptera, Papilionidae.
AUGAGAUUUCUGAUCACUUUCGCCGCCGUCCUCGGCUUCGCCUCCGCUUCGGUCAUCGCCCCCAUAGCCUACGGCGCCAACGCCGGUGACGUCCAGGCCGCAGUCAUCGACGCCACCGUCGCCGCCCAGGACCACGCCCGUGCCAUCGGCGAGAAUCAGGCGCGCGCCGCCGAGGCAGUUCGUCAAGUGGCAGAGACCAACCGGGACCUUCACGAGAACGCUUAUUGGAACAAUGUGGCCGCGUCACAAAACUACGUCGCAGCCGCCCAGGCCCAGACUGCAGCCCUGAAUGGAGCUGCCGUAGCCUACCGCGCCGCCCACCUUGCCGGCCCCGCCUACGCACCUCUGGCCUACGCCGGCCUCGGCCUCAAUGCUUACGGCUACGGACCCUAUGGUCUUGGCCUUCACGCCUGGUAA